Messenger RNA from Melozone crissalis (California towhee), 1811 nucleotides. RefSeq names its product acidic nuclear phosphoprotein 32 family member E (gene ANP32E). The record is from RefSeq and is a predicted model, not a curated record. Gene Ontology annotation, cellular component: nucleus. NCBI's taxonomy places the organism in Eukaryota, Metazoa, Chordata, Aves, Passeriformes, Passerellidae. The transcript is spliced from 7 exons. Gene Ontology annotation, biological process: regulation of apoptotic process. Bases 133 to 897 code for a protein of 254 amino acids. Gene Ontology annotation, molecular function: phosphatase inhibitor activity; histone binding.
GCGGCCGGGGCGGCCCCGGCGACCCCCGACCCACUCCCGGCGCGCUCCCGGCGCCCGCCGCAGCCGCAGCGACCCUCGCGGCCGCUCUAGGCCACCCUCCCUCGCCAGUGCGGAACCGCGGGAGGGGGGGCAAUGGAGAUGAAGAAGCGCAUCAACCUGGAGUUGCGGAACCGGGCCCCCGAGAAGGUGACAGAGUUGGUGCUCGAUAACUGCCGCUCCAGCAACGGCGAGAUCGAAGGGCUCAAUGACUCAUUCAAGGAGCUCCAGUUCCUCAGCAUGGCCAACGUUGAGCUGACAUCCCUGGCCAAGCUGCCCACGCUGAGCAAGCUCCGGAAGCUGGAGUUGAGUGACAACGUCAUUUCUGGAGGCCUGGAGGUCCUUGCAGAGAGAUGUCCUAAUCUCACAUAUCUAAAUCUAAGUGGCAACAAAAUCAAAGAUCUUGGCACUGUGGAAGCUCUUCAAAAUCUGAAGAAUUUGAAGAGUCUUGACCUGUUCAACUGUGAGAUUACAAACCUUGAGGACUACAGGGACAGCAUCUUUGAGCUGCUCCAGCAGAUCACAUACCUGGAUGGGUUUGAUCAGGAGGACAACGAGGCACCAGACUCAGAAGAUGAUGAUGAUGAGGGGGAUGAAGAUGAUGAUGAUGAUGAGAAUGAAGCUGGGCCUCCAGGAGAAUAUGAAGAAGAUGAUGAUGAAGAUGAUGGAGCUUCAGAUUUGGGCGAAGGUGAAGAGGAGGAGGAAGUUGGUCUUUCAUACCUGAUGAAAGAAGAAAUUCAGGAUGAAGAGGAUGAUGAUGACUAUGUUGAAGGAGGUGAUGAGGAAGAAGAAGCAGAGGGAGUCCGAGGGGAGAAGAGGAAACGAGAGCCCGAGGAUGAAGGCGAGGAAGAGGAGGAUUAACUUGCAGGACCAGACUCUCCAGUUGAGGAAGACGCAAUAGUGAUUAUGCAGCUCUGUAUGUCCAUGUACCAUAGAUGUCCUGACAGGAAUCCUGUGUUAACUUUUUAUAGCAGAAGUGUGGUUUUACUAUUCCUGCCCCUUUUAUCAUUCCAGAUAAGCUCUGAUAGCCCGUAGGGAACCUUCUGUAGAGAACAAUUUUCAGCCCUAUAAUCACUGAAGCCAUUGGCAAAUUCCCCCCACCAGACUUUUCUUUGGAGCUCUUUCAUUUCGUACAGUCUUGCUGUGUUGGUCAUUGUUAGCCCUGAAUCCAACCCCAUGUCCCAUGGGUGUAAUAUUGGGAGUUUUCAUUCAGGAUUUUCAAGUUUUUAUGCUUAAAAAGCUGAACUGAAAAGUGCUCUACAGUGAAUUCCCCACUCUGUGUUAAAUCAGUUGACUCUAGGCCAAGUUUUCCAUGGAUUCAACUGGAAACCCCUAACUAGAUGACACCCAUGUUUCAGUUUUUUAAAAGGUGACUCCUGUGAUUUUUAUUUUUUUUUCUUUUUUUUUGAAGGCUCCUCUCUAUUUUGGGUAUUCCAGGGUAAAGCUUCAGUGGGUUUCAGAAGAUGUUUUUGUUUUCCUGCUUGCUCCAAUGUUCAGUGUUUGGAGUAUUCACUAGAUUCCUUCAAGAGUGUAUUUUGGCAAACUGAAAGAAUUGUGAUCCUUACAGGGUUGCAAUCCAUAAAUUUCCCCCAAGUCCGUUGUCACUGCAGGUAUUAACAAAGCAAUUAAUGUGUAGUUUUAAACCUUUUUGCCAGAAAUCUUUGUUAAACUUUCACUCACUUUGCUCUUGCAUUGUCAUUCUGGGAAUUCUGCACCACUCAUGGCUAUAAAAUGUAUAAAAUAGAUGAAAUAUGCAUUUCUGAUGCAGAAGUGAA